Argentina anserina (silverweed cinquefoil) is the source of this 771-nucleotide messenger RNA. RefSeq lists its product as uncharacterized. Gene Ontology annotation, cellular component: cytochrome b6f complex. NCBI's taxonomy places the organism in Eukaryota, Viridiplantae, Streptophyta, Magnoliopsida, Rosales, Rosaceae. Bases 236 to 613 code for a protein of 125 amino acids. The record is from RefSeq and is a predicted model, not a curated record. The transcript has a single exon.
CAUCUCUAGCUUUAUCCCAUCCCAUACAAACUCCCAGUCACUUCCCUUCCACUCUUUCCCACUUGGAAAAACCUAAUCAUUCAAGCACCACCACAGAAAAAGAGCUUUCCUUCGCUUCACAACAAGGUUCCUAUAAUUAUCAUUUCCUUCAAUCUCAUCACCACCCUUCAAUCUAUUUCCCAGUGUCCAAAUCUUUCUGCUGUUCAUUUUUUUUUUGUUCACAGAAAUUUUCACAAUGGCAACAGCCUCAGCAACAGUGUCACCAGCAAUGUUCACCACCACUACAACAGUGGCCAAGUCUAUGAGGAGACCAUCAAACAAUGUGCAUUACAUUUCAGGGGUCAAUUCCUUUUCUGGACUCAAAGCUCACAAUAGUGUGGCCGCUCUUGGUCUUCCUCAGUGUACUGAGCAGUCCUUUGCUAAGAUUGUGAGCUCCUUGAGAACUCCAUCACAGAACAAGGGCAGAGGUGGAGGUGCACUUUCAUCUACCUGCAAUGCAAUUGGUGAGAUUUUCAAGAUUGCAGCAAUCAUGAAUGGACUCACUCUUGUUGGAGUUGCAGUUGGAUUCGUUCUACUCCGAAUCGAAGCGACUGUGGAGGAGUCAGCUGAGUGAAAUUUUUUUUCAGAUGCCCCAUAUUUUGUGAUCGAUGUUUGUCAAUCUUGUACCUCUCUAUUUAAUACUUCAUUUUGAUGUAGAAAAUAUUUCUUUUUCUGUUAUUGUGAAUUGUGUCGGAUGGUAGAAGGUCAUAUGGAAUGCCAUUAUAUUGAUAC